UUUUGACAUUUGAUCGAUUCAACAUGCCUACGACUAGAAAAACAGCUGCUACAAAGAAAACAGAACAGAAACCUGUUAAGUCGGAAGCAAAGAAACCUGCUGCUACUGUAAAUAAAAAACAGGCAACCAAGGCACCUGCACAAAAGCCUGUAGCCAAAAAGCAAGCAAAGAAAAUGAAUGCUAAACAAUUAGAAAGUUCUGACGAAGAAUCUGAGGAAGAACAAGAAAUUGAACAAAAGCCCAAGCAAGAAGAAGCUGAACAAGAAAAUAAUACAGAAGAUGAUUCAGAGGAAGAAGAAGAAGAAUCAGAGGAAGAGGAGAUGACUGAAGAGCAGGAGGAAGCCUUGAGAAAGAAGAUUUUGGGUGACCUGGCUAGUAGUGACGAAGGAGAGGAUUCUUCUGAUGAUGAAGAUUUGAUUGGUAAAAAUGAAGACGUGGUUGCAUUGGAUCAAAAGCAAAUGGAAGAUAGCAUGAAAGAAACAAAAAAGGCAUUUGAAGAGAAGAAGGACAAAACAAAGAAGAAGGUGGAUACAUCAAAACGAGGUGUUGUCUUUUUAGGCCGUAUUCCUCAUGGCUUCUAUGAACAUCAAAUGCAAAAAUACUUCCAGCAAUUCGGUAAAGUGACUAGACUUCGUCUUUCACGUAAUAGAAAGACAGGUGCUUCAAGACAUUAUGGUUUCAUCGAAUUUCAAGAACCAGAAGUGGCUGAGAUUGUAGCAGAGACCAUGAACAACUAUCUCUUGUUUGGACAUCUUUUACAAUGUAAAGUGAUUCCACCUGAAAACAUCCACGAAAAGUUAUUUAAGGGUGCCAACAAAAGAUUCAAGAUUAGUAACUUUCGCGGUAAAAACCGUAAUCGACAGAAUAAAAAGAGAAGCGGUGAAGAACUUCAGGCACAGCAUAAUAAGCUUAGAAAGAAUGAACAACGUUUACGUAAAACCUUAAAGACAGCAGGAAUAGACUAUGAUUUCCCUGGUUACACCACUGAAGUUUAAAAGAAAGAUUCAUUUGAUUGACAUACAGUUAAUAAAUAAAGCAUCUAUGACUAUAUCAUUUAUAGAUACACACUCGGUUACUUAUUAUUCAGAAAGGAAG
Molecule: messenger RNA, 1095 nt
Organism: Rhizopus microsporus ATCC 52813
Lineage: Eukaryota; Fungi; Mucoromycota; Mucoromycetes; Mucorales; Rhizopodaceae
Exons: 3
Coding region: 24-995 (323 amino acids)
Biological process (GO): maturation of LSU-rRNA from tricistronic rRNA transcript (SSU-rRNA, 5.8S rRNA, LSU-rRNA)
Cellular component (GO): nucleolus
Molecular function (GO): RNA binding
Source: RefSeq, a predicted model, not a curated record